Messenger RNA from Acanthoscelides obtectus, 1302 nucleotides. NCBI's taxonomy places the organism in Eukaryota, Metazoa, Arthropoda, Insecta, Coleoptera, Chrysomelidae. The record is from the annotation of a GenBank genome assembly.
AUGAACCUCACCUCCGUGACUAUUUCUGCUCACGGAGAACUGUUCACUGCGAUGGCUCCUGUAAAACCAAAGGUUAAAAGCGCCGAUGGAAAACGGAAAAUAGUGAGGGAAAGUAUGAGGAAAUUACGAGAAGCGAUUAAAAGUGAUCCAGUUAGAUAUGAAGAGGCAAAAAAGAAGGAAAGGGAAAGAUACCAUGCAAGAAAAGCUGCUGGUAAAAUAAAAGGUAUUGCUGAUAUGAGCGAAAGGGAAAAAAGGACAAUUCGAAGGAAAUGGAAGGACAGAAGUAAAAGAUGCUAUGAAAGGAAGAAAACACAAGAAAAAUUGAACAGAUUUUUAGCUGAAGAAACUCCUCCAUCAUCUCCAUGUCGACAACCAGUUCAAGAGAUACCUGCAGAAAUUGAUAAUCAAGAUCGUACACCGUGUACUUCGAAACAAUCUACUUCAAGUUCCAGAAGUAGGGUAUCGUGCGGCGAAAAACUUCGAAGGAAUAACAGGAGAAAGCUGAAUAUAACGAUAAAAAAGCUUGAAAUUAAAUUACAGGAGGCGGAAAGAAGAGCAGGAAAAUACAAGAAACAAGUACAGCGUUUGAAGAAAAUUCAAAAUAAGACAAGUCCCCGUACUGAAGUUAUGUCAGCACAAUUAAAAGAAAAUUAUAAGAGCAAGAGAGGUUCUAUACAAAAAAGGAAGUUCAUUGAUAAUAUCACGGGGCCUCUCAUAAAAAAGGACAGAUUCAUGAAGUUCAUUUCAUCGCUAUCAUCUAACACUAUAUUGUAUGGAAACAGAAAAAACAGGCAAAUGAUGCAUCAAACAGUUUUGCAAGUUAAUAGAUCUGUAAGGGCAUUUCUCCUGAAAGAUGAGAAUAGUAGGCUUUGUCCUGGAAAGAAAGAUACGAUAACUUUCAAACAACACAAAAUGCAAAAGAGAUACCUAAAUGACACCUUGAAAAACCUUUACGUUAAAUUUAGAAGCGCUCAUCCGGAGAUGACGAUUUCAUACACGACAUUUUGUAGAAUGCGUCCAUUUUGGGUACUGCAGCCUAAAGUAUCAGCAAGAAAUACAUGUUUGUGCUUGUUACAUACAAAUAUGAAUCUUAUUGUUUCUAAAUUAUAUUACUUGAAAAUUAUCAACGAAAAAUCACCAGAGGAUCUUGUAAAAUCACUUACCUGCCAUAACGGUUAUCUGCUCGAGCAAUGUCUUGAGAGAACAUGUCCAAAAUGCAAACACAAGGAAAUAAAAGUUUUAGAUUAUGAUACAGAUGAUGAAACGUUUUACGAAAAGUGGUUAACAAAAAACACGUACUGA